Molecule: messenger RNA, 1641 nt
Organism: Notodromas monacha
Lineage: Eukaryota; Metazoa; Arthropoda; Ostracoda; Podocopida; Cyprididae
Source: the annotation of a GenBank genome assembly
UCUAACAAACACCACAUUCAUUGAUUCAUUCAUUCACAGUUGCAAUGCUGCGGAGCCAACGGGUUCCAGGACUGGCGCGAGAGUGCCUUCAACGGCAAGGACGGGGUCCCGAACCUGGGUGCCACGUUGGACAGUCUUCUGACGUACCAGGUACCGGAGUCGUGUUGCAUCGAGAACCUGGACAAGAAAUCCUGCGAGUCUGCGACCAAGAUCGACGUCGGCACGUCAGUCCUCGACAGUAUCACCGGUGGAGUCAUCCCGAGGAAUAUCUACACCAAGGGCUGCACGGAGAAGCUGAUCCACGUAUUCGAAAUACAUCGGGAAUAUUUUCUGGCAGUCGUCCUGUUUGUUGCAGUAAUCGAACUCAUCGGAAUGAUUGUGUCUAUGGUAUUGUGUUGCGCCAUCCGACGACUCGACGAUGCCAAGGUGUAAGAAUAAAAAAGGAAACCACGUCAAGGACUCGAAAAGAAAUGGGAAAUUUAAUUUGACAUUUUUUUUUAUUGAUUUACGACGCAAGUGCUUCGCUUUUAAUUUUUUUUUCACGCGACACCGAAAAGUAUGCAGAAAAAUCGUAUGUCGAAGAAAACGGUAAAUUUCUUUUUGAUCGCUUACGAAUUUGCUUCGGCGUAAUUUCAAUUCGCAUUUCUGUUAGAUUUGAAGCAUUUUCAAAGAGUAUAUAUGUCAGUAAGCCUCAACAGACUUUCGAGAGGUACGAGAAAUAUGUUGAUAAAUCUCUUCCAGAAUACAAUCAGAUCUGUCAACUAAUGGUGAAAACGUGUGCAAGAUGUCGUUGGUUUGCUAUGGGGACUUUUUACGGGACUUCUAAAUUUUUACAGACAUUUUCCUGCUAUUUCGUCGCUGGAGGAAAAAAUCUUCACUGGAAAUGUAAUCGCGAAAAAAAAAGAAAAAACGAUUGGCGUGAUGUGGAGGAAGAACAAUUACCUUUUUUGCCGGCUUUUUUGUUGUCUCGAUGAUCGGCAACCAGUUCAUCUGCUAAGCUUUGCAAUCCUUCUGUUGAGUUUGUGUUCAAGAGGAACUUCUGACUCUAUCAUCUUUGAACGAAAGCGUUCGGAAAACUUUUUUUUUUAAAGGAAAGCUUAUCUUGCCAAAAUGCCGAAAGAGGGACAAAAUUGAAUUCAGCUUACAUCUAUUGUUUUGCUGAAACUCCGUGUUUAUGCCAUUGAGUUUUUAUUUUUCUUGGUUUUUUUUCUGGAUGCUUUAUAAACGAACGAAAAAUACGUUGGCUGGAUUUUUUUUUAGUUUGUAUAUAUGCAGGUCGUUCUUUUUUUUUUUUGUGUAACGAGAUCGGGAAGAAUUUCUUUUGUGUGUCAAUUGUAUUCAGGAUGUGUGGCUAAUUUGUUUUUGUGCAAUAGUCAAGUUCGAUUCCGCUCGUCUGAAAGCACAACCUUCGUUUCUUUUUCUUUGUUCAUGGUGUAGACUUUCAAAUCGACAAUCGUGGAGAAAUGUGUGGAGUUCUUAGGAUUUAUGAGCGGGUGUUUUCUGUGUUAUACUUUUAAGUUUUGAACGAAAACCUGGGCUGAGAAAAUGGGGUCUCAGAAUCUUGCCACUUUAUCCUGAUUUUUUUGUUGAGUGCGAGGCUUUUGAAAAAAAAAAGAGAAUUACAUGCUUUUGAGACGCCGA